AUGAGCGCAUUGUCAACAGCAGCGUACGCAGCUCGUCGAGCAGCUCAGAAGGAGAAGGUUCGGAUCCUCUACAGACGAGCCCUCAAAGACACUCUCAACUGGGCUGUUCACCGCCACCUUUUCUACCCAGAUGCCGAUGCUUUGCGCGAGAGGUUCGAAACCAACAAGCACGUGGAAGAUCCGGACACAAUUGAUAGACUCAUAGAAAAUGCUGAAGCCUCCUACAAUAAGUGGCGCCACCCUGAUCCUUAUGUUGUUCCUUGGGCUCCCGGUGGUUCAAAGUUUCAUCGGAAUCCCACUCCACCUGCAGGGAUUGAGAUAGUAUAUGACUAUGGAAAAGAAGAUAAUGAGUAA
Messenger RNA from Prunus armeniaca (apricot), 354 nucleotides. The record is from the annotation of a GenBank genome assembly. Lineage: Eukaryota; Viridiplantae; Streptophyta; Magnoliopsida; Rosales; Rosaceae.